GUGUGGCGUUUCUACGUGAAGAUGAUUACUGUGGUGUUUGGCAGUGUUUUAGCAACUUUGCUGGCUCUCCUUUUCUUCCAGAGAAAUACUUAUCCCUUUUUCUGGGAUGAUUUAUUUUAUUACUUGAAACUACGGAGGUACACAAAGACGAUGCGAGCUCGUAUGCGGCAAGGAAUCACUACAUACCUCGACAACUUUCUCCACCAAGCGAGGAAGAACCCGAGCAAACCUUUUAUUAUCUUCGAAAACCAGACUCUGACAUACCGGGAUGUGGACAGGAGAAGUAACCGGUUUGCGAACGCAUUAAGGACGGAGGGCUCUCUGAAACAAGGAGACAUUGUUGCCCUGCUGAUGAGCAACGAACCGGACUUCGUGGCUGUGUGGCUGGGGCUGUGUAAGCUGGGCUGCGAGGUGGCUUUCCUCAACGGCCACCUGAAAGCCGGACCGCUGCUGCACUGCAUCCGCAUCUGUGGCGCCGAGACGCUGGUAGUGGGAGCAGAUUUGGUGUGUUCAGUGGAGGAGGUCCUUCCUGAUCUGAAGAAGGACAAUGUGGGUAUGUGGGUAGUGGAUCAUUCAUCACCCUCUGAAGACUUCAAAAGUUUACUGGACAAGGUGGAAAACAUCUCUGGAGAAGCCUUAAGUGACCUCCCUAAAGUUGACAUUAUGUCAAACUUCCUCUUCAUUUUUACUUCAGGCACCACAGGUCUCUCCAAGGCAGCCCGUGUAGGUCACCUGAAAGCCAUUGCGAGUAUGGCAUUCUUUCACAUGUGUGGAGCCACAUCUGAUGACAUCAUCUACAUCACUCUCCCUCUUUACCACAUGUCUGCUUCCCUGUUGGGGAUUGGAGGAUGCAUACAACUUGGUGCAACAUGUGUCUUAAAAAAGAAGUUCUCUGCCAGGCAGUUUUGGAAGGACUGCGUGAAACACAAUGUCACUGUCGUGCAGUACAUCGGAGAGCUCUGUCGAUACCUUCUCAAGCAUCCCAUAAUUCCAGAGGAGCGAGCUCACUGUGUUCGGAUGGCCGCAGGAAGUGGUCUCAGGUCAGAUGUUUGGAAGGAGUUUAUUGCACGCUUUGGUAUAAACAAGAUCAGAGAAGGUUAUGGCUUGACUGAAGCCAGCAUUGGCUUUCUCAACUACACUGAUGAGGUCGGACCAAUUGGAAGGGCGAGCUACUUCAACAAGCUUUCUAUGCCCUUUGAGCUCUUGAGAUAUGAUCCACAAACACAAGAGCCAGUCCGAACAGACUCUGGAAGAUGCAUACGAGCACAAGCAAAAGAGGCAGGAAUCCUGGUAGCUCCUCUGACAGCUAUGAACCAGUUCCUGGGCUAUGCUGGGAACAAGUUCCAGUCUGAGAAGAAAGUGCUUCGGGAUGUGUUUAAAGCUGGGGAUGUCUAUUUCAACACUGGAGACCUCCUGCUCCAUGAUCACAGGGAUUUUCUUUACUUCAAUGACCGCAUUGGAGACACUUUCAGGUGGAAAGGAGAGAAUGUAUCCACCACAGAGGUGUCAGAGGUUUUAGGUCUUCUAGACUUUAUCCAGGAGGUCAAUGUCUACGGAGUCACUAUACCAGGAUAUGAAGGUCGAGCAGGUAUGGCUGCAAUCGUGUUAAAACAGGAUCACAAAUUAGAUGGAAAAAAGCUGUACAACCAUUUGGUGAAGACACUUCCGGCAUACGCCUGGCCCUGGCUUCUCAGAAUACAGAUCUCUCUGGAUGUGACGGAGACGUUCAAGCAGCAGAAGGUGAAACUGGUCCAGGAAGGUUUUAAUCCAGAAACCACACAUGAUCCUUUGUAUUUCUUAGAUAUCUCUCAGAAGGACUAUAUUCACCUGACUAUAGCUUUAUAUGAAGAUAUUGUGUCUGGAAAGAUGAAUUUAUAGACAUGUGAAGACGUUAAUGCAGGCAUAAUGGCAGUUCAUACACGUUAAACACAAUCCACGCUAUGGUCAUAUUUCUUUUUGUCUGGAAAACCCGGAUUUGUGCUCAGUGCCACUGUGACAAGUUCUUAAAAUGGCGAUACAUAUGGCAAUAAGGUGUGAGCAGUGUAACCAAUUAAUUAGUCCUUUUUCACACAUUGUAUUGAAUAAUUUGUAACGAACGCUGUCCACAGUUUUAUAUGUAUAUUUUUAAGCUUAAAUCCUUAACUAAUGGACAGAUUAUGUGCCUUAAACCUAGAGUUUUAUUUUCUUUACCAAUUUUAAAGUAUAGUUGACUAUAUUUUAAUAAGCCUUCCUGUGUUUAGUUCUGUUUUAACCUGUUCUGUUAGAUUCUUUGUGGACUAAUCCACAGCACUGAUUACAUUAGUACAACAACCCAGUCACAUCAGGUCACUUUGCCACUCUCAUGUCCUCUUUUAAGGUUCUAUUUGUAUUCACUCAUUAUUUCCCUUGUGUUUGCAAAGUUAUAUUUGUGUGUACAUUAACAAUGUUGAAAUUCUAACUGAACUGAUGCUG
Stegastes partitus (bicolor damselfish) is the source of this 2451-nucleotide messenger RNA. Its product is annotated as long-chain fatty acid transport protein 6. The transcript has 10 exons. NCBI's taxonomy places the organism in Eukaryota, Metazoa, Chordata, Actinopteri, Pomacentridae. The coding region runs from base 22 to 1878 and encodes 618 amino acids. Gene Ontology annotation, biological process: long-chain fatty acid import into cell; long-chain fatty acid metabolic process. The record is from RefSeq and is a predicted model, not a curated record. Gene Ontology annotation, cellular component: endoplasmic reticulum membrane; plasma membrane. Gene Ontology annotation, molecular function: long-chain fatty acid-CoA ligase activity; long-chain fatty acid transmembrane transporter activity.